UAGUGCCAUGUAGCUCUUGGAAAAAGCUUGAUGUAAAACUGCUUCACAUGCAUAAAUUAAGAAUUUUAUAUUAAAUUGGCUAAAAUAUUAAAGGCACCUUUUGCAAGAUGGCUCACCCUCAUGGGGUAUUGUAGCAUGCACACCAUAUUUUGCCGUUUUGUAGCUUUAAUUUUCGCUCAGUUCUGGUUUUGUCAUAGUAGUGUCUGUGGCAGCCAUGACUUCUCUCAAACAGCGUCAUUAGUCUGCCAGUUUCCUUGACUAUCUCUUAAUGAGAUUAAGUAGUGUCUGUUAGGAGUAAGGAGAGGUGGAGAGCAAGAAAUCACAGCAAACGUCAUGGUAAGCAAGCUUUUGUCUCUAUUUUCUACACUUUGUUCACGUUACCUUGAGCAGUAGCAGUAAAUCUGCAUGUGAGAUGGGUGAUUAUUGAGGUUGGAUUGCAUUUAAGUGUAAGUAGAUGGCUUUUGUUCAUAGGCAAGAAUAUGUAGGCAGAAUUAAUAACUUCUGUAGAAAACUUGUUUGUAAUGUUUAAAACCAAUGUUUUACUUAAUGUUGCUGGAGAAAUAAGCAUACACAUCUGUUAAGCUACUAUAGUCUGGAUCUAUUUUUUUUUUUUGGACUCUUCUUUAUUUUGCGACUUGGAAUUAAUGUAAAAAUGAACUAAAUGUUUUGAAAACUUUUCAACAUUUUCUUAAACUCUAAUCCAGUCAUUACUAUAUUUUUAUAACAUUAUGUACUAUAGUAUAUAUAACGAUAUAUUUUGUUAAAUAAGAUGUCUGGUCAGGCCUGUGAAGAAAAGCAAGUCCUGACCAACAAGCAGACAGAGACCAGUGAGAAUGACUCUGAGGAGGGGUCUAGACAUGAGGACCAAAUGGCUUUAGAAGAGUCGUCUGUUAUGGUGAGGCUGGGUCCUAACAGUGUUGAUAUGACAGAGGAGGAACUGGAGGCUGCUUUCUCUCAGCUGUCUCUGGCCUUUCGCUGUGACCAGUACACGCUGUGUCAGAGGCUGGAGAUGGAGGAACACGCUCGGGACAAUGCUGAGGACAACCUCAAACUGGAAGUGGAAAGAGGCAUGGAAGUGCUUGAAACACUCAAGGGAAUGUGUUUAGAUAUCAAACGUGCCGGGCUUCUCCAGCAUCUUGAGUUGUCUCUUAACAUUAUCGGGGGCACCAUCGGACGAAUCUCCAAGACAGCAGAGGUUCUUGGGGCUGUGCAUCAGGAGGCUAAAGUGAGCCGUGCAGUGGAACUCAUGGUGGCUCAUGUGGAGAACCUGAAGGGCCAUCAUGUGAGGAACAGCAUUGAAUUGGAGGAGAUGAAGAAACAGAUGGAGAAAAGCAGCAGAGAGCGGCACGUCUGUGAGCAGAGGGAGGAAACUGAGGCUAUUGAAAAGCUGGAAAAAGACCUACAGAAGCCACAGUUACGGCGUAGAAUCAGUACAAACAUCAUUGCAAAGCAAAUCCAGAGGCAAAAAGUGAAGGAGUCAGAAGCUAUAUUAUCUUCAGUGACCAGUGAGAUUAGUGAAGAGAUCAAAUCAACCACAAAGAAACCUGACCACACAGAUGACUGCCAAAUGAAUAGAGGGCAAGAACCUCAAGAUGACAGUCCCUCACAAACUGUCACGGUGGAUGCUACUGAGAAGAUCCUCCCAAAUUCAUCCCAAACAGACUCUGAGGCUUGAGCUGGACCCCACCUUUGUAAAAAAAAACACAAGUUCACUGCCAGUGUUACCUCAUCAAAGGCUGAGGAGGAAGGCAUCACUGGAGCACAGUCAUGCCUGGCUCAAGAGAUCUGAGAGCUACCUCCGAGACUGUAAUACAUGUGUCAGUAGCUUACGGCGCCCUCUUAUGCAGGGGAUGUAUCAUUGCCGCUGGAUAAUUCUUGCCAUUUACCUCACUGUUCUUUGCUCCAUCAUUAUAUUAGCCAUAUUAGUAUGGUUGCUGCAAACACCCAUCUUAUGGAUGUAAAAAUUAUAAUUAUAGAAUAUGUUAAAAGCACUGUUGAUAGCUUUUAGUUACCAUUUGCAAGACGUUUUAACUUUGUUUUAUGGGAAGCUAUUGCAUGUAUAGUUUGAAAUUAUCUCAGAAUAAAAUUCAUGCACUAGC
Molecule: messenger RNA, 2099 nt
Organism: Cyprinus carpio (common carp)
Lineage: Eukaryota; Metazoa; Chordata; Actinopteri; Cypriniformes; Cyprinidae
Gene: irag3a
Product: inositol 1,4,5-triphosphate receptor associated 2
Exons: 12
Coding region: 770-1675 (301 amino acids)
Source: RefSeq, a predicted model, not a curated record